Molecule: messenger RNA, 1437 nt
Organism: Pogona vitticeps (central bearded dragon)
Lineage: Eukaryota; Metazoa; Chordata; Lepidosauria; Squamata; Agamidae
Source: RefSeq, a predicted model, not a curated record
UCCACCUCUUGCAGCUCCGCCAUUAAGAAGCCGCCCUCGGAGCCGCGGAGGAGAAGGCGGGCCAGGGUCGGCGAGGGUAAGGAGAGAUCAUUUUUUGGGGGGGACGGGGGCCCCCUAAAAGGAGCACCCCUGCCCCCCAGGGGUUCCCGCCGCUUCCCCCCCCAAGCCUAGUCCUGCCCCCUCGAUUCCCGAGACCCUCGGCGGAGCUGUUUAGACCUGGAGACCGGCCUGGAAAGAGGAAGGGGUCCCUUCUGCAAAUUAACGGGCUCCCCCCCCCCUCGUGGUAUGGAUUUCACCGCUUCGGCUACUAGUCCAACUCUUUUGUUAUUAAGCUGCUUCUCUCCACCACGGAGGUAGCAUCGGUCAAGAAGGAGGAAAACAAAAACUUGUUUUGUUUCUCAUAAGGCCACCCGUUUUGGAGUGGGGAAGGUUUUUCCUCCUUCACCAGCUCUUCGGUUCCCAAUCAAGGAUUUCAAGGUGAGGCUGCAAAUGGAGCCCCAGACUGCAAGUCCAGAAGUAGCGGAAGAGCCGGAAAGAAUUAAAAAAUGCUCUGGUUUGGCUUCUUCUGAAUACCCGAGGGCGCACCCGGGCUGGAGGGUGCUCCGGGAUGUCCCACAGGAGUCAUGCAGAGGGAUGCAGCACCGCUGGGAAGCCCAGUGGCAGGAGUUCCUGGAGACAGUGCCGUCUCCUCCUGCGGUGUGGGAAAGCCCGGAGUUGACCGAGAUGGCCCCGUGGGAGGACGCCAAGGCCUUUCUGGCCUCUUUUGAGCAAGUGGCCAAAGCCUGCCAGUGGCCUCAAGGGGAAUGGGUGGCCCGGCUCCAGCCGGCGCUCAGUGGUGAAGCCAAACAGGCCUUCAAUAACCUAGAAGCCAGAGACAGGGAGGACUAUGGGAAAGUGAAGGCUGCCAUUUUGAGAGAGGACGCCAUCAAAAUGGAGGUGCAGCGCCAGCACUUCAGACAGUUCCGCUAUGAGGAGAUUGAUGAGCCUCGGAGGAUUCACAGCCACCUCCAGGAGCUUUGCCACCGGUGGCUGAGGCCGGAGAGACGCAGCAAGGAGCAGAUCCUGGAGCUGCUGAUCCUGGAGCAGUUCCUGGCCAGCCUUCCCCCGGACCUCCAGGGCUGGAUCCGUGCAGGAGGGCCCGACACGUGUUCCCAGGCAGUGGCCCUGGUGGAGGACUUCCUCAUGAGCCAGCAAGAAGCUGAAAGAGAAAAGUCGCAGGAGCCACUGCCUGAGAUGACCAAGAUUUCUCCAGAGGCAGAGAAAGCUUCCAUGGGUGUUCUUCAGAAACAGGUCCAGAAGGAAGUCAAGCAGAACAGGAGCAAGGAUAACGGUUUACUGGAUAGUGGAAACCAAGACCCCAGGGAUCCUCGCUCUUUGCUUCCUCAUCCGGAUGAACCUGAAAUAGCCGAAGCUGACCUGACAGAGAUACACCUGUGA